GUGCCAAUCAUACCCGCCACAGGCCGUGCUGCGUCGCGAGUUACCUUUUCAGACAGACAAGGUAGAGCACUUGCUUCGAUGCUCCGCCUGCUAGUUGGGGAACGUGCAGACGAGGAGGGACAGCAGUCGCUUCUAGCUGCCGUUCUUCGCUCUGUGCGGGCUUCGCUUCCGUACGAGGUCUGGGUUCGAGCACUGCCACGCCUUUGGCAGUGUUUACUCGUCCCUGCAGAAGCUGGAGGAAACCACACCGACCGGCAACGCGAGGAGGCUCGUCCGGUGCCCCUUGUUCCGAGCACAAGGGCUCUCGGGGGUGGUGCGCUUUCAAGAGGUCUUCACCAAGAGUUCAAUGCUGGCAAAAAUGUGGCAUUCGAUGACUUCGCUGCUAGUUUUUUGAAAAUUUUUGUGGAGAAAAAACCAAGCUUGCAGGGCUCCUUACCGUCUGCUUGCUCGUCCCCGGGGGAGGCGUCCAUGAUGGCAAACCUGUCACCCCCGCAAAAGCGGGCACGUUUUUCGGAGGAUGCCGAGAUGAAGACCAGUACUUCCUCCAGCGGGCGUCGUCUCAGUCGCACGUCCUCGGCAUCUUCUAAUCGUGCUCCUGGCCGUGGUCGCGAACGCAAGAUGGCCAAUCGCCCCACUGCAGAUCUUCAUCACAAGCCGGACGAAAGCCAGGCGCAGUCGGACUGGGAAUGGCUCCAGAAACACUGUCGUCAGCUUCUUCGCGAACCGAAUCUGGAAGGAAGGCUUGUGAACGAGCCACACGAGGACAAAUUCGUGAAUACCGAAGGGGAGAAGGUCGUGUCUCUGAUGAACUCCUACGAAGAGAAGGAAGACCGGCGUUGGCGAUCCAGCAACGACUUCCUGCUUCCGCAAGAGGCCCUGGAAGCGUUUUUGUGCGACUUGCUAAACUUGAAAUGCAGCUGGGGGCUGGAUCCAUUGCGCGCCACGGACGUGCAAUCGCUAUCAGCUUUUGUCAAUGUAUUGGUGGCACGCAGCGGAAUCUCGAUAGUACCAGGGAACAGCGGCUCUGAUGAACGGAUGAACGACCUUCAUCAUAAGGCAGAAAAAGACCACCUAGAGGUGGGAUUACACAAGAGCAGCGAAAAGGUGGCAUCCAUGUCCUUUGGGGCAGUCGAUCUUCAGCGGUGGCGGCGGCUGGUGCAGCAUCUGCACUAUCCCCAGCAUACUGAAACGAGCUGCGCUGCACAGGAGGCUGCGCUAGAUUAUUUGGCAGCCAUCUUGAGGAAAACCACAGAGCAAGCCUUUGUUGAUGCAUACGGUUCUUUGAGCGCAGGUGCCGCUGCCGGCGGUUUUCAAAAAGCGAAAGCGCAGUGCGAUCGUGUUACAAGGCAAGCACAGUUGCAGCGCACGGGAAAUGAUGUUGGACUGUUGACGUCGUCUCGCAAAUGUGGGCAGCCGUUCCUUUUUGAGCUCGUCCCGCGAUCAGGGCUUUCGCAGCGGAGAGGUAGUUGUAACUCAGCUACCGUGGCGAAGGGCCGCGAGAGCGAUCCGGCACUGGGCUCAGAGGAAAUCCUACUCGGGAGGAGUCUUGCGCCCUCUGGUGGACAUGUCGGCCCGGCCGGACGCUCUUUAUACGAUCACACUCGUUCCUUCAUCUUGGCAACAUCCACAUCGACGAAGCACUCUGGCGGCGACACAAGAACUAAGACUGCGACAGAGCAAGCGAAGCACGGACGAGAAAAUGCUGAGAAUCUUCUCAGGAGCAUGGACCCCGACAGCGGGGAAGCAGAAGAAAUGGAAAUCGAAGGGGGAAAUAACGCACAGACCGAAGCUGAAUCCCUGGAGGACGAUGACCAGAACAGCCAGAAGUUGGAGCUGGUUUCUUCUGUGACGCAAAACGUUGAAUGGCUCUGGAGUGUGUGCAAAAACAUCAAGAAGGUCGUCGUGGAACAAGACGGACGCGACAGGCCAGUGCCAGGAGCAAGCAAGAUGGAUGCUCGUGUGAAGGAGGUCGCGGCCUUGCUGGACAGUAAAAAACCCAUGGCACUUCAGGUGCCCGCCCAACAGUUGCAGCGGGCUCUAUCCAGCGAGGACGCGCCCGACCUGCCGAAACAACAGCGACUCUGCAAAGCGAUAACGAAGCAGGCCAGCAUUCCGUUUGGCCGGGCCGGUUUCACCUUCUGUGCGUUGGGGGAUGUUGGCACCACGGACGUGCUCCCCGUCCCGGACAUCAACUUGUCAGCCGUGUUUCCCAACGAGAGUGGGAGAACCUCGCACGGACGGGGAGCGGAAACUUCGGUAAAAGCGGUAUUUGUGUCGAUGUCUUUUCUGGUCGUUUUUUUUCUUUUGGACGAAGUAGCACUAUACACCGUGCAUGCUUGUUCGAAAGGACCUUGAAUAUCAUGUCGCACGCAGCGGCAGCGCAUGAUUUUUCGUAAGAUUCAGCGAUAGCUGCACUGAAUAGUAGUGAGUAGCAUCCACGACCUCAACAAAUAUUAUCACCAAAGCUCCCGGCUGUGUAUUUGGACCCGAACACAUACCCGCCCGCACGACACACGUGGGCGUGGUUUGCGAACGGGGUUGCAAGCUCGCUGCAAAUAAACCGUUUGUUAGUCGGACGGAGCUGGCUUCUGCACCACCGUGUGCUGGCUUACCAGCAUAACCCCGAGAAAAUCGGCGAAGCGAUCGGCGACCGAGUUUUCGGUGCGGGCUCGCGUGGUGCGGCAUCCGCUGCCAGCAUCGCGGGGUCGUUUCUGCUUCCGCCGCCGGCCAACUCCGAUGGAACGCCCAACAUGGGUCCAUUGAUCGGAAAAAACACGCACGCCGGGUUCUUGCUUGGGUUGGGACUGCGAGGGUUGCUGACGCGGGAGCGGUUGCCCACGGCGGAGUGCUACAAGUACCUGAAGCUCCAACAUGAAGCCACGACGAUCGCCAUUCUACUUGGGUCCGCAGCAUCCCAGCUACGGAAGAAGUGCUUGGUUUGCACGCGCAUGUGCGCGCUGCACCUGCCGGGCCAGUUUGCUUUCGACGCCCCCCCGACCGUACGCGCGGCGGGCGCGAUCGGGCUCGGUUUACUCUACGCGCAAACGGGGCAGAGAGGCAUCGCGGAGCUGCUCUCGAAAGACUUGCACAACCGCAACGAGUGCCAGCAACUGGCUGCCGCCUUCGCAGUGGGGCUGGUGCAGCUCGGAAGCAACAGAGCGUCAGCCGGCUGCGGCGCACUAGAAACAAGGCAGCACUUGUUCCUAACGAGGAACCCACCAUGCUUUUCUACUGCUUUUCCCUCGUCGGCUGAAGAGGAGGAUACGGAACUCAUGACCGUUUUGGCCCCGGAAGAAACCGUGCGGCAUAGCACCUCGGCCGAAGCGUACACGACGUCGGUGUGCAUUGCCCUGGGUCUUACGCACUUACGGUCGAACGACCGUGCUGUGGCCGACCGCGUUCCGAUUCCAGAAAAGAUGUACCAGCUGAAUGCCACGCCUCCGGAUCUUUUCGUCGCGCGCUUGCUGGCGCGAGGCUUGAUUCUCUGGGACGCCAUCGACGCGACUGCAGAGUGGGUGUUGCGACAGGUUCCGGAGUUCAUCGUUCAGCUCUGCUUGUCGCCGGAACAGCCUCCGGCCCGGAAGAAACGUGGUCGAGUCGAACUGGCAAAUUUGUUUGCUCUGAUGUUCGACCCGAGCACAUGCACACUGAGCACGCAUACGGGGAAUAAAAACCGCCAGAGCAACAGCGUCGCUCCUUUUCCUGCGCGUGCAGAGGACCACCAGGACCUGGAUUGGCUACUACUUGGCCAGUCCUUUGCCCAUGGCGUGGCCACCGCUUGCUAUUUGCUGGGUCUCAAGUACGCGGGAACGGCGAGUGCCAAAGCGUCAAAUCUGGUCGCACAGAUCUUGCUGAGUUUCCGGGAUCUUCAGCGGUUUCGCGCGACUCCCCCUGCCGUUCAGAAAGGCAAGCUUCAGCAAACGGUUUCUGUCGGCAGCACCCGCCGGCCACAGGAGGUCGUGCAAGCGAACUACACAUCAACCGCCAGCGCGAGUGGUCAAGCGGCAGCACCGAAUAGAAAUACUACGACAGAUGACUUCAAAAGUGAAGAGAAGCGAAGCCUUAUUUCCCUUGCAGCUCAACUCCCGGUUGAGAGCAGGAAAUCUGCGUUGCGGGGGGUCAGCAGCAAAUGCCUCGACGAUAGCAGUAUCGCCACGUGCCUGAGCAUGUGCGUGACAGCUUUGGGUCUGAUCAUGGCGGGCACCGGGGAUUUGCAGUGUUUCACACUUUUUCGCGCCUUGCGCAAGCAGUCCGACCUGGAACGCACGCACUUCGGCCAGUGGCUUAGCGUGCACCUGAGUAUCGGCAUGCUGUUCUUGGGCGGCUGUCAAUUCACGUUGUUGCGAGGGGACGGCUAUGAGGAUGUUGAGAAACCCGACCUAACUGCGACACCAGAACAAGCCAGCAAGAGCGCAAAGAACACGAAAGAUUUUAACUUCGGGGUUGCUUGCUUGCUACUGAGCACAUAUCCGAAGUACCCAACGAGCAUCACAGACAACCGGCACCACGUGCAAGCCUUCCGACACCUGCACUUCCUCGCUGCGCGCAGGAAGAAGAAGAUGCCGACUGCAUCGAUCCCGAAGAACAAGUAAAUUCCGGUGUAUACUCAAUCAUGUUGUUAGCGCGAACUACGUCUGCGUCGAAACGAAAGGAGCGUGUUCAGGGACGAGAAUAUAAGAACGCGAGUACUAAAGUGGUCGAAGAUGGUGCACCGCUCCUGAGUAUUAGAUCUGACCUGUGUGGACCCCAGCUGUACAGUGCUGGUUUGAGCGCGACUUUAGUAGAUGGAUCUCUGCAAAACUGAGUGAACCAUCUGGCUGUGGCUGCACACAGAGGAACUACGAUCAGUGGGUUUCCAGCAGGAUCAGUCGAUUUUUUGUUGAAGAUCAAAAUUUUCUUUGUCUUCAAUUCCUUUUGGGAAGUGGCUCCGCCCGGACCAGUGCUACAUAUUUUUGCUAUAAGACUGGACGAUCAUUUUUUCUUGUGGAAACAUUCUUUAUUACAGGGCCGGAAUAUUAUAAUAUAGGACUAGGAGAAGUCUACACGAGGACGAGUAUAUCGAUGUUUUUUGUUUAGACAUGAACGAGAUGAACUAGACAACAGGUAGCCCUAGCGAAUUGCAUGGUGGGAGCCCCUAGGAGUUUUUCGGAAAACGAAAAAGAGUCAUGGACGACGAAGACUACGAGUGGAGCGAUGCGCUGGAGGAGGCGCACCAAUCGGAGGAAGAUCAAGAAGAGGCCGGGGACCAAAACCCAGCCGGCGCAUCGGCGGCACCCACGAACGCGCGUCAAAGUGGGCCGCCACUGAAACCGGCCCUGCGCCGAAUUCCAGGCGCAGCGGCGGCGAAUAGCACCGCAAGGUCGCCCCCGGAAGAAGCGCCGCAAGCGAGGCACAGCAGUAGGCGCCGCGGGCUUGCCAGUUCGGAAAAAAGGCGUCUUGAAAAAGAUAGGGCUUCUCCGCACCAUCCUGGCCAGACUAGAAAUAGAAGAGCUGUGGAAGUCCCUGACCACAAAGACAGUCCCGCCGGAGGAAGGGAAGAAAACAACGGCGAAGACGAUUUUGCGACAUACACGAAAGUCCCGGGACGCGCCCGCAUUUCGAAAUGGUGGGCAAUGCACCAGCACGGGCUCGCGGAAGCAGUUUACUUCGAAAAGAAGUAUAACAUUCGCGAGGUGUUUUUCCGUUACGAAGGCCCCUGCACUUUGCGGGCGGGAGAUAAGAUUGUGUACAAGCGCGUGGAUGUGUCCUGUGCUUCGAAAAAUGAAGAUGGGCCAAAUGGUAUCAUUGAUGGGGAACUGUCUCUCGUCGAGGUCGAGCCGGUCAGGAUCACAGUGAGCAAUUCGAGGGCCGCCGCCUUGCGAAAUCAGGAGAGCCACGAGCUUGAGCAGCUCCUGGAACGACAGUUAGCUACGCGACGCGCACAGCAGCAAAGCAGCGGACCACGGGGGCGACAAACAAAGAUAGUUGUGGAGAGAACGGAGCUUACGGGUUUUGUUAAGUUCUGGUCCGCGGACAAAGGCAGCGGGUACCUGGAAGGGCCUGAGAUAUGGAAGCGCUACGAGACCGAUCUAUUUUUUCGCCAGAGCGCGCUGCCUCCAGGGGAAUCACCACCCUCACAGGGGGAGAAGGUCUAUGUUUCGGAAAUCGAGAGAACCAGGGGGGCCAGAGACCACACUGCUACAAAAGUGUCUUUCCUUGGCCGCAUGAGAGAGGUACUUACACACAAGAGUUGAUCUGGAAAUAGAGAGAGUUGCAGUUUCUCGAAAAAAAAGAUAUAAAAACACAAUUUCUUCACCAGUGCUGAUGCAAGUUCUUCUUUUGUUAUCGUUUUUAUUCCUUUCACCUUUCAACAAAAGUUUUUUGCACAUUGCUUGGCUAUGUGGAGGCAGACGAAAAACUUCAUAAUGGAUCAUUUACCUGCAGGUAAAACGCGUUGCGAACCGGAAACGACUGGAGGCGGCCGUUGUUCGUUGGUUUCCUGAGGAUGGGUUCGGGUUUCUGGAGUCAGAGCAGCUGGUGGAAAAGUGGGGCCAGCCCGUCUUUUUCCACGAAGCAGAUAUGGAUGAGGCCGCAGCUGCGAAGGUGCAGGUCGGCAGUAUCGUGUACUACGAUGAGAUCCACGUGGCCCCUCCGGACGAGCCCGGAGAGGAGGGUAUACCCAAGGCCAUCGGCGUUCGGGUGCGUAUCGCGCAAGGAGGCAGCCUGGGAACCACCGCCGCCGCCCCAAGCGAACCUGCGACAGCCAGUACUGGCGGAACGCGCAGAAGGAACUUAAAAAUGCCGAGACGGUCCUCGUCCGGGGCCGCCAGACGGUCGUCUGAAGAAGCGUUUAGUGAAGAUGAAGAGAAGGAAGAGGAAGAGGACCACCCCGCGAGGGAGUGUGGCAGAAGUCCUCGUGGUGCAACUGCAGGUACAGCUGCUGAUGACCAGAAGACCAACCGUCUGAAAGGCAUCUGUGGUGGUCCACCGGUCCUGCCCGUACGCCAGAAACGCGCGAGUGAGCCGGCCGAGCCGGAACCGCAGAUAAAAUUACGAAAAAUCAAUCCGUCGGUAGCCGGUGCAUCAAGCGACCGCGGUGACGCGACGGGCAUGAGGAGCAAUCAUGCCGGGGGCUGGAACAAAAAUCAUGAGCGAGGAGUUGAUAACAAUAACUACCAGCAGAGCAAAGGCACUACGCCAUACGGCACGAACACCGCUGGGAGCAGGUCUGGGCCUCCACACUUUCAUCCAUAUUCCGGAAACGCCGCAAAAAGUUCCAAGGCUGCUGGCAGCAAAGGCGGUGCCGGCAAUUGGACGAGUAGAGAUUACCAUAACAAUGAUCAUGCGUUGAAGGGGGGGAAAGAUAAGCGGAAUUCUGGACCCCCAAUACUACCAGCGCCCGGUCAGCGGAACGACGUCGAAGACGAGUAUUCGCGAGGAGAGGCCGGUCGGCCCGGACCACCAAUCGUGCCGCAUCGUUCUUGGCUACCGGAGAUGAAUAGAGGAAAUAAAGGGUUUCCGUUACAUCAGUCCGCGACAAAGGGGAAAGACAAAAAGGGACCCGCGGGGAUGCAUCAUCAACAUGCUGAUUCGCAAGCUGACCAGCAGGGACCACACAGUCUGACGUUUUCUCAUCUUUCGCAACAAGAGACGCAGUCGAAUUUACGUCCUACCACCAUGCGCCAGUUGAUUGUCCCGCCGCCGCCGACAGCACCUGCGCCGGUGACUUUUUCUGCGUUGCCAAGACCACCAAACCUGCGGCCGCUACCUGUUCCCACCGCUCCGGCAAGAGAGGUUGACGAUAUUGACGGAGAACCCUACGACGUCAGGAGAGGUGGCAAAGAACCGAGGAACGACUCGCGUGGCACCGCUGAGCUAAGCGCAAUGCCCGGACCCCCGUCCGCCUUUGCAUUAAAACUCAAAGACGCAUCAGAUAUUUCAAUCGCGCCAAGCAACCCUUUUGUAGCGGAUGAGUUGCGUGGAGGCGGGAUGCUCUACAACGGAUCCCAAAGUAGGGGGGCCGCUGAGAUAAAGUCACGCAUGCCAGCACCGCCACGCGGCGAACGGAACCGAGAACCAGUGCGGGCCGUUGCGUCGGAAAAAGGAGCUGGACUACCUCAGCAGCGGACGGCCUCUGAGCAAAAGGUGAAGAGCGCGGCACAGCGAGCAGUGGUUUCCAAAGCGGUGCCAGCAACCGCUCCAGCCCCCACUGCCGCAGCACGACCCGCCGUCGUUCCAAAAGCGGAAGCGACAGCAGGGACUAACAAGAAGGAACCAGUGCCGGCGGCAGCAUCCUCUCCUACGACUUCGUCUUGCAAGACUCUCACCUUCAGCAACCUUCCAGUAACCGCUCCCAGCGACUUGUGUAUCAAGUUUUUCCGCAAGGUGGGACGAGUCACGGAUUUUCGCUUUUUCCUCCUUCCUUCCGACCCGAGCAAGCAUAUCGGUCGAGGUCUUGUGACGUAUUCCACCCCGGAGCAGGCCCGCCAGGCGAUGCAGAAACUCGCGCACGGAAGCAUUUCUGCCGGGUAUCCUCCUUUAAAUCUGCAGUACCACACGUCGGGCGUUAAAUGAACUGCAACUUCUUCCUCUUGUGCGUCGCAGUCAGUCUUAUUCCUCAUAUGAUAAAAAAUAAAAUCGAUUUUCUCGGGAAUGCUGAGGCUGCCGAGUCAUCUCAUCCAUGUACGCGUUCUCAUAGUCCAUGUCGAAAUCUAGUCCAGCGAUUCAGCGACAAUUGUGAUGUAUUUGAAGUUGAUCACUAAGUACGUCAUUCGAUGCGCCACAGCAUAUUUCUUUCUGUAGCAGCAGGGCACGACCA
Messenger RNA from Amoebophrya sp. A120, 8797 nucleotides. Lineage: Eukaryota; Dinophyceae; Syndiniales; Amoebophryaceae. The record is from the annotation of a GenBank genome assembly.